This is a messenger RNA of Onychostoma macrolepis, 3108 nucleotides long. It is a transcript of the gene nr1h5, whose product is annotated as nuclear receptor subfamily 1, group H, member 5. NCBI's taxonomy places the organism in Eukaryota, Metazoa, Chordata, Actinopteri, Cypriniformes, Cyprinidae. The coding region runs from base 1523 to 2779 and encodes 418 amino acids. Gene Ontology annotation, biological process: bile acid signaling pathway; negative regulation of inflammatory response; negative regulation of transcription by RNA polymerase II. The transcript is spliced from 10 exons. The record is from RefSeq and is a predicted model, not a curated record. Gene Ontology annotation, molecular function: zinc ion binding; RNA polymerase II cis-regulatory region sequence-specific DNA binding; nuclear receptor activity.
UACGCUUUACUGUAAAUCUAUUUAUUAUAGAAUUACAAUAUUGUUAAAGUGAUAGUUCACUCAAAAUUCUGUCAUCAUUUACUCACGGUUGUUUUGUUCAGACCCUGAAGAAUUAUUUUUUUUUUUUUUUCAACACAAAAGGAGAUAUUUUGAAAAAUGUGUGUUUUGGUCAUACAAUGGAAGUCAGUGGGAGCCAAUGUUGUUUUGGACCCCACUGACUUGCACUGAAUCAGUCUUGUUAUUGUUAAUAACUAAAACUAUUGAAAACUAUUUUCACUAAUUGAGGUAAUUAAUAAUAAUAAUAAUAUAAUAUAAUAAUAAUAAUUGCUUAAACUUAAAACUAAAUAAAAAUUUAAAGAAACUAAUAAAAUAUACAAAAGCAAUUAACAAAAUUACUAAAACAUAAACUAAAACAAAAAACUGAGAAUAAAAAUAAAAACGAAUUAAAAAUAUUAAGAAAUAAGAUAAUAGUAUAUUAUAAUAAUAUUUAAUAUAAUAUUCAUUCAAAAAAAAAAAAAUCUCUUUCCAAGAGGUCUGGACACUGGAUAAUUAUCCAAUAAAAUUACAUUUAACUGGAUAUCAUUACUGACGCCAUGUUGAAAUAUGGUCAUGUGACCCAUCAUGUGUUAUUCACAGCGGUUUGUCUACUUUAUACCUGAAUUCAUUACAUGAGCAUCUGAAUGUCCAAAUAUUAUUUCCCAGAUGUCGCCCUGAGAAACAAUUAUUGUCCGAAUAGUGCUUUGUCAAAGUCUCAGUUUCGUUUGGUCAUUUAACUCACUGUGGCGACUGGAAGGACAGUCAAUGAUAGUAUAUUAGCAGCUUCUCGUCAACGCGAAUGUUUAUGAAAAACUCCAGUGGUUUACAAACAGAUACUAGCACCGGAAAGUUAUGCUCUAGCUGUAACGGGACAUAAAACAUCUGUGAGAAAGACAGGAUUGAAGGCCAGUAAAGAGACCACCACAAUGCAGAAGGAUAUUUAUGGAUGACAUGGAAAAACAGAGAUGGAUUUGCUGGAAUUGGUUGGAUGAGAAGAGUUUUACUCGAAUGUAAGUUUUUCUCAUGUGAAAUAUUACAUUCAUUUGCUCGUUGUCACUACUAGUUCUGAAGUGUCUGUCAAGACAUGACAAAAAAACUUCUUGCAUGUGCAGAUGUGCUUCAGAAAUGCUGCCAGUUGUGUUCCCUCUAUGGGGGAACUCAAAUCUAAAAUCCAUCUUCACAACCUUCCCGCCGACAGAGAAAACAUCAGGAAGGCUCCGUUCUGUACGGUUAUAAAAACCCCAUAAGUUACAAAGCAAAUAACAACCAUAAACAAAACUGUAACCUCUUCAGCUGCAUCCUGUUUCCAGAGACAGAAAAGAUUCAGAAGGUCUUGCUCUGGGAUUUUUUUUAUUACGUCCCAAAGGACUCAUAAAAGUAGUUAGAUGUUCUUGUGGAUCCACUGAGCUGCUCUUACCAGGAACCAGAUCUACAAAGUACUCUCUAUGGCCAGCAGCCGUUCAGCCACGUCAAUGUGCAGUUUUCAAUGUAUGGAGCGCCAAACGCUCAAGCGUGCAACCCGCCGUACCCCUACAGCCAUCAAUGCUCUGAGUUCACCUGUGAGCCAGACAUGGAGGUCCAAAGCCCAACAAGAGGUAGCAUUGUCGGUCUUCCAGUGCUAAAAAGACCGAGGAUGGGCCAUGGAGCUCGAGUGAAGGGCCAGGAUGAGCUGUGUGUGGUGUGUGGAGAUAAAGCCUCAGGAUAUCACUACAAUGCCCUCACCUGUGAGGGAUGCAAAGGUUUCUUCAGACGCAGUGUGACUAAGAAGGCAGUGUACCGCUGCAAGAGCGGCGGAAGCUGCGAGAUGGACAUGUACAUGCGGAGAAAGUGCCAGGACUGCAGGCUGCGCAAAUGCAGAGCCGUCGGGAUGCUGGCAGAGUGUCUGCUUACAGAGGUGCAAUGCCAGUCGAAGCGACUGAGGAAGGGCUCCAAGCACAGAGGACACAACGGGUCAACAGGAAGAGCUGAAGACGACUACUCUGAAAGCAGAAGUGUCUCGUCCACCAGCAGAUUCACCGCUCGGGUAUCUGGUUUCUCCAGAGAGCAGAGAUGCGUUCUGAAUAGAAUUGUUGAGGCUUAUCGUAGGUACAUAAUUCAAGACAACAUGCAUUGUCGGGUGCCUCUGUGGUCAAGUUUGACAAACAAUAUAGAUCUGACUCCUCCGCAGAUGGAGAAGCUUUUGCAGUUUUUGAGGAGUGUACCUGGGUUUGAGCUUUUGGAUGGUCCUGACCAGAACACUCUUCUGUCCAGCUCUUCAGUUGAAGUCAUGUUCCUACUCUUGGCUCAGCAAUUCUCAGAGAACCCCACUAAUGUUAGCAAUGCUUUAUACCCAGAAAAUUCGAAUAACUCGAACCCUGAUUGGGUGAAAACUUUAGAGUCCAAGUCUGGGAACAACCACAGGACACUGACACACUCAGGGAUGAAUGAUGAAUUCUUGAGGUCUGUGGUAAAUUUCCUCCACAGCAUGGUGACUAUUGCGGUAACCGAGGCUGAAUAUGCACUUCUAACAGCGACUGCAGUGUUAUGUUCAGACAGGCCGUCUCUGCGUGCUGUGGGCUGCGUUGAGAACUUACAGGAGUUUGUUUUGGAGCUCCUGUCCCGAGCUUGCUGCUGCUGUAGUCAGGGGACGGCACAGGACCCACGACGCUUUGCCAGGCUCCUGGGACGGCUGACAGAGCUGAGAACACUACGACACAACCACCUCACCCUUCUCCCACAGCAGCCCUGGGACAUGCAGCCUUGAGACAGCCUUUAGGGAGAGAGAUUUAUGACAUCUGAUCUCUGUUGCAAUACACUUUUCAUUUUUGGCCAGAACAAUAUCCCAGGUCAGUGUACUUUUGGUUAACCGUGUGCAAACAUAGUUUAGUUUAAUAAAAAAAAAUAAAAAAAUAAAACAAAUGUACGCCUCAUGAUGUCACAGUUUCUUAUAUGCAUUAAAAAAAAUGUUAGUUUAUUUUGUGUUUUAGGAUUUCUUGCAUUUCAUUUAUGUUGUAAUACAAAUGAAUUUGCAUUUAUUGUUCUAUUUAUCCAUUUUUAGAUCCAUGUUAAUAAUAAAUAUAUGUAAUCACUGUU